Messenger RNA from Funneliformis mosseae, 438 nucleotides. The record is from the annotation of a GenBank genome assembly. NCBI's taxonomy places the organism in Eukaryota, Fungi, Glomeromycota, Glomeromycetes, Glomerales, Glomeraceae.
AGACGGGAACUUUCAGCGCAUGAAGCUGAAGAGAACCGUAUUCUUCUCGCCCUCUCCGAAGUAAGCAAUAAGAUAAAAAUAACGAAGACCGAGCUUGCAGAAAUUACUAAUGAAUGGAAAAGGGGGAAAAGUCCAGAUUUAUUAUUCAAAAUCGAUGCUGACGUUAUUGAGUUAGACCUUUCGUUAUUACAGGAACAACAGCAACAACAAUCGCAUGCUAGUGGUUCAGAUUUUAAAACUUCUCAACUUGAGAAGCAAUCUAGGAUUACAAUAGAAGACCCUGAGGAUGAGAUUCGUUCUUCCGGUACGGAUGAAGACUUCAAUAGGGAAAUAGGUGAUGAAGGAAGUCCUAGUACUGCUGUGGAUAGUGACUUCGAUGGAGAAAUAGGUGAAGAGCCUAACGAAGAAGGAAACAAUAAUGUCUCUCCUGAUACCGUU